Molecule: messenger RNA, 1255 nt
Organism: Pararge aegeria (speckled wood butterfly)
Lineage: Eukaryota; Metazoa; Arthropoda; Insecta; Lepidoptera; Nymphalidae
Exons: 3
Coding region: 35-1255 (406 amino acids)
Source: RefSeq, a predicted model, not a curated record
UCGUUGGAUAGCUGGAAAAAAAUACUUACAAAGUAUGACAAACUCUUCAGAGCAACUGGCAAACAGUUUGGAGAAAUCACAUGGGCACAGACUUUGUGAAACUAAAUACUCAAACAAUAAAGUAGAAGGUGUUCGAUUAUCAGCGUCGUCUAUGGAACUAUUUAAUGGCGCGAAAAAAAAUGACCCGUUGGAUUCAAAUUCGGAACCUCGAAUUUUGCCAGCACCAGUUUUGAAAAAUAAUCCGAGCCGUGCAAACAGCCAACCGCGUAAGCGUCCAUUUCCGUCGACAUACGGUUCCAAAAUUAAUAGCCAACCGUCAAAAAUUGCCAAGGAAACUAUAUCACAAACGAACUAUAUCAGAAAAAGUUCUAUAGAAAGUGGCUUGAUGUCCAGUCAGAAAUCACAAGGCUUGGUUGAUAAAGUACACCUAACACCGUUAGUAAACAUACGUGAAGUUAGCCCUAAAGUUUUAAAUAGCACGUCAACACCUAAGCAAAAUUCAAUUAGAAGUGUUGCAACACCAUUUAGUAAGCGAACUGAGACUUCACAAGGAAAACAGUGUUCAUCGGCAAACAAACAUGUUAAAGACGCAAAUGACAGAAAAUCUUCAUUAGAUCAAUCUGGCUCUACAAAUUUCAGUAAAAUUACUAAAGAGACAAGUAUGAUGGAUGUAGAUGGGGUUAAGGUUAUAAGCACCUCAGAUACACUCGGCUUAACAGCAAAACUUCACGCGCAUCGUGUGCCACUGAGGGAUAACAAAGCCACUUCGUCUUACGCAGACGCUUCAACAGAAAAUAAUUCAGACCUAUUUUCUAAAAAUACUGUUAAUAAAGGAAAAGAAGUCUUUGAACCCCUACCUUUUAAGGAAUUUAGAACUAUGUUUGGAAGAAAAUCUUGUUCUGAUUUAAAAGUGGCGAAUUUUAGUAUUUACGUUACAAAAUUAGACAAGUCUGUCACGGAACAAGAUAUAAGAAAGUAUUUAUUGAAAUACAAUAUUAACGUUAUUGAUGGCCUCUUAAGAAGGCUCAGAGUCACUCAGCGGGCGAUGGAGAGAGCAUUGUUGAGAGUUUCUCUACGUGAUAAAAUCAGAAAUGAGGAGAUCCGUAAAACAACCAGAUUUAUCGACAUAGCUCAGUGGCAAGUGGAAACGGGCGGGGCAAAUAGCUCGAAGAACCGAUGGACGUUGGGGUUCCAAGGUGUUGGGAUGGCAACCACGCAGGUAAACGCAGCAUUGGUCGGCCCCCAAAGAGGUUGA